Vitrella brassicaformis is the source of this 3678-nucleotide messenger RNA. The record is from the annotation of a GenBank genome assembly. Lineage: Eukaryota; Vitrellaceae.
AUGGCAUUGUUUGGUGUCAGGUUCCCGCCCGGCGUCAUCAACAUAUUGUCCGGCUACGGGCCCACCACAGGCGACAUGAUUGUGCGACACGAAAUGAUCGACAAGGUCAGUCGGUGGCACACAAGUGGGGCAGGAUGUCUCUGUCUGUGGGAUGGACGCUUUCUCUCUGUCUGUCUGUGUCCGUGCAGGUUGCCUUUACGGGCAGCGGUGUGACGGCCGAGAAGAUCCUCGUGGCGGCGGCUCAGAGCGGAAUGAAAAAAGUCAACACAGGUGGGUACUCCACGUGCACACACGCACAUAUAGAGAGAGACGGGUGGCAGACGGUGAAACAUCCGAUGGUCUCGAUUGUGUGUGUGUGUAGAGUUGGGCGGCAAGAGUCCCCUGAUCGUGUGCAAGGACGCCGACCUCGACCAGGUACCGCGUACGCAUGCUACACGACACACCGUCCAAACAUAUGGGAUUCUUCCCGUCCUGUCCUGUGGUGUCCUGACACCUAUCAGGCGGUUGAGGUUGCCCACCUGGGUCUCUUCUUCAAUUCGGUACGCGUGAACGUGUACCCCGUGCUAUCCCUCCACUGAUCCGCGUGAAUGACAUCUCAAUAAAGGGUCAAGUUUGCAUUGCGUCGAGCCGCAUUUUCGUGGAGGAGUGCAUCUACGACGAGUUUGUCGAGAGGGUCAGAAGAUCACACACACACACACACACACAUCAUGGUGAACAUCAGAUCACCUGUGUGUGUGCAUGUGUGUGUUAGGCGUUGAAGCGUUCCAAGGAGGCCAAGCUGCUCGACCCCAAAGAUCCCGAGUGGUACGGCUGGAUGGAUGGACGGCUGAUGGACGGCAAAGCGGAUCGAUGGAGUCACGUCUGUGUGUGUGUGCUUCGUCAGCACGCAGGGCCCUCAGGUGGACGUCAAGCAGUUCGACCGCAUGUACGCUCCCAACCAGACAGACAGACAGACCGACACUCUGACAGAGACAGAAACACAUACAUGGAGGUGUCAAUCUGUCUGUGUCUCUGUUGUGCUGUUCAGCAUCAACUACAUCCACACCGGCAAAAAGGAGGGCGCCACGCUGCUCUGCGGUAUGACAGACAAGCAAAUGUGGGAGUCCCUGUGGCUCUUUCCCUGUCUCCCUGUGUGUGUGCAGGCGGCAAUCAGUACGGUUCAGAGGGCUACUGGGUCGAGCCGACCAUUUUCACAGUCCGUCAGCUGCCACCAACACACACACACACACACACACACAGAGAGAGAGAGAGAGAGGGAAGUCGUCCAAACUCCAUUGCAUGUCUCUCUCUCUCUCUCUCUCGCUGUCUGUGUGUGCAGGACGUCAAGGACGACAUGCGCAUCGCCAAAGAGGUCCGCGUGGCGUCCUGAGAACACACACGGGCACAGGAUUCCCUCUCGCUGUCUGUUCAGGAGAUUUUCGGCCCCGUCAUGUGCAUCCUCAAGUUCAAAGUGAGCGACGGAUGAACGACACAUCGACCCGACUAUGGUCUGUGUGCCUGUCCAUGUGUCUGUGUGUGUCUUUAGACGCUCGACGAGGCCAUCACGCGAGCCAACACCACCUCGUACGGACUCGGCGCCGGUACACACACACACACACACACACAUAAACGGGGAGCCAUGUGGAAGUGCAUCUCUCUCUGUCUCUCUCUGUGUCUGUUUGUGAAGGCAUCUGCACUCGCGACAUCGGCAAGGCCAUCACAUUGGCCCAUAAGAUUCGCGCUGGCACCAUCUACAGUAUUCACACCACACAAACAACUGGACAUACACACACGCAUCCUCUGCGUGUGUGCUCUGUGGCAACACAGUCAACUGCUACGACGUGUUCACGCCCGAGGCGCCGUUCGGCGGAUACAAACAGAGCGGCCAGGGACGGUAUCUGUGGCAGACACAAAUCCGCGCAUCCAUACCAACGUGAGCCGUUCUAUGUGUGUUGUGUGCAGUGAGGUGGGUGAGGAUGCUCUUGACUGCUACCUGGAGAAGAAGACCGUCAUUUGCGACCUCUCCUUCAAGGAAUAAGUAGAGCAUGCUACACGCCCAUCAUCACACACAUGACACGCCCCCCAUCCAGAUGGAGAGCGGCGCAUGCCUAAUGAGAGAGGCGUGUUUUUUCCAUCGUGGCCGUUUUGUGCUGAAGUGUGUGGGUGUGGUCGUUCCUUGUAAGUGAUUGUCCGUCAACGGACAUCGUGUGCACAUCACCUCUGUUGAUGCAGAGCACGUAGGCGGGCAGCUGCGCACAGGGGAGGGCCACAGACACACAGAGAAAAAAACAGUUACUGUGUUCUUCCUCCGAUCUCCAUGCAUGACGACUGACUGGUGAUGACUGGUGGGCGAUUUGCUCCGCAUAGUGUGUGUGGACGGGACGUGUGGCAGCUCUCUGUUGGACAGCUGAGCCAUCGUGUCACCGUCUUCACAGAUCAGAUGUGAGUGCGGUGAAGCGAUGAGGGCGCUGACCAACAGAGGAGUGUCACACAGCACACGCACCCACACAGAGGGAGGUGGGAAGGCUUAUGUUACCAUGAGUGAGUGAGUGAAUAAGUGAAUAAGUGCAUUGGCCUACCGUUUUGUGUAUCUGUCCGGCCGGUUGGUUGGUUGUGAUGUGCGUUGUGGGGCGGGGUGGCAUGCAGCACAGAGGGCAACACACACUCUCUGCUGCGCAUUUGUCCUCGUCCUCCAUGGUGCGUUCAAUCAGCCGUGAGUGACCACAGGGAGGGAGGCCGUCACACGGACCUGACAGACAGGAAGUCCUGACGGCGAUUUGCUGUGCGUAUUUAUCCAUCCACUUAUGCGUCAGUGGCACGUGUGUGUGUCUGAGGGUUGGCGCGAGCCACCAAAGAGAGAGAGACAGAGAGCGGGGGAGAGAGAAGGACUGCAUGUCUCUGCCUCUCUCUCCGCUGCUUCUUUAUGAAUGUUUGCCAAGGUGCUGUGUUUUUUCCCAUGCUGUCUUCCCAUGUGUGUGUGCAAGACAAGAAGAGCACGAGAUGGCCCAUCCAUCCGACCAACGCCAUCUUUUUCAGUGGUUUUUUGGAGGUGUUGGUGAUGUCCGUCUGUCUGUCCAUCUGUCUGUGUCGGACUCCUCGAUCCCUUUGUGCAGUCAUUGUGUGUGGUGUUGUGUGCCCCGCCAGUGUUCGCUUCUUUGCACACCUUGUCAGUAAGCUGGCCCUCGCCGUCUCCUGCCGGUGUCUUAUACGGAGAGAAUGGGAUCGACACCCAUUCGACGCGUGUAAGACACCGUCAUCGGACGGCAAGGGUCAGGUGACUGAGGUGCUGGUGUGGUGGUUUGUGACGUCGGACUGCCUGGUUGGCUGGCGUGUGUGUCCGAUCGAGGCGAACAGACAGGAUGCGUCGUGAGUGGGGGGGCAGCCGAGAGAGAGCCGCCUUUUUUGUAGUCGGUGUGGUCGGAGGUGUUAGUCAUGCCUUUCUGUCUGUCUGGCUGUCUGUCUGUCUGUCUGUCUGUUUUUUGUCGACGACCUGCGUGUCUUGCGUGAGGAGAGGCGAGCUGCGGACGAUGCCUGCCUAUGCGUUCCCCAGCUUUUUUCUCACUUGCCGUGCCUCCCUCCCUCCCUACUCAAUGAAUGACAUUGAGGUGGAGUUUUUUGGGGUUUUCUGUCCUUGUCGGGCGUGAUAAUGUGGUGCGGGCAGGCGCGAUCAUGUGUGCGGGAGACUGACGGAUGAGCGGG